Messenger RNA from Plasmodium yoelii, 1653 nucleotides. RefSeq lists its product as uncharacterized. The record is from RefSeq and is a predicted model, not a curated record. Gene Ontology annotation, cellular component: endoplasmic reticulum; plasma membrane; Golgi apparatus. Lineage: Eukaryota; Apicomplexa; Aconoidasida; Haemosporida; Plasmodiidae. The transcript has a single exon. Bases 1 to 1653 code for a protein of 550 amino acids.
AUGGGAAAUAUUGAAGAAAAAAAAGAUUCUUUGAUAUUUAUUAAUUAUGAUGUAUGUGAAGAAGUUUGUAAAACUUACCUAAAACAGAGAAAGUGUGUCAAUGUGCCCAUACAUGGCAGAGUGAUAAGCGGAGAAAGUGGUGGAAAAGAUGGCGGGAAAGAUGGCGAGAAAGAUGAUGGAAAAGAUAGUGGGAUAGAUAGUGGGACGGAGCAAAAGAAAAAAGUAAAAAAGCUGGUUUCUUUUCAUGAUGAUUAUGUUAAAAAAAAUGAGGGUUUAAUUAAAAAUGAAAAAAGUAGUGUAGUAAUAAAGAUUCCAAAUAUUAAAUCUCAAAGAACAGACAAUAUAAUUAAAAGAAGAAAAACAUAUUUUUAUAAUAAUGAUAAAUAUAAUAAAUUAAUGAAUGAAUUUAAACAACAAGAACUUAAAAGAAUAAAGUCAUUUCAUUAUAUUUAUAAAUGGCAAUUUUCAAUAAUUAUAUUAUUUUUUUUAUCUAUAAUUUUUUUUUUAAUUGGAUUAUAUAUUUAUUUUGAAUCUGAAAAAGUUGUAGAAAUAACCCUUGAAUAUGAUUCUGAAACUAAAUAUAAAAUCUUUGAAAUAAAAAAAGAAAUGAAACAUCCAAUUUAUAUACAUUAUAAAAUAUCAAAUUUUUAUUAUAAUUAUAAACAUUUUUUAAUGGAUGAAUCACAUUCAACAUAUGAUGGACGUAGAUGUAAACACAUUAAAACUAUAGAAGAUCUUUACAAAUUUAGAUGCAUAAAUGGGAAGCAAACUCUUCCCGAACUCGCUCAGAAUCUAAAAGUGAAAAAUCAAUAUAAAGUGGAAAAUCAAUAUAAAGUGAAAAAUAUGAUUGGUGAAAAUUUGGAUGGUUCUCAGCAAUUGGAUGGUGCUCAGCAAUUGGAUGGUGCUCAACAUGGGGAUGAUGAAAAGUGUGAUAUAAACACAUUAACAGAAGAAGAAAAAAAACAGGAAAUAUUUCCAUGUGGGUUAGUAUCAGGAUCCAUAUUUAAUGAUAAAAUAAGUUUAUCAGUUGGAGAUAAAAAUUUAGAAAUGAAUAAAUUUCCUAUUGUUAAUUAUUAUGAUUUAUUUUUUUAUUUAAAAAAACAUAAACAAAAUUCAGAGAAAUAUAAAAUAUGGUUAAAUAUGUUUUCUCCUGAAUACAAAAAUUGGUUCACACCUCCAAUGACAUCAUCUUUUAUUAAACCAUAUGGAAUAAUUAAUGAAGAUUUAAAAGUGGGGAAUAAUUAUAAAAUUAUAUUUGAUCAGAAUACAUGGCCAGCUAAAGCAUGGAAGUCAAAAAAAUAUUUCCAACUAACUACUUUAAGACCUAUUGGAAAUGCAGCAUUUGAAUUAGCAUAUGCAUUUUUUUUAUUAUCUUUUAUUUAUUUAGUUAUUCUUAUUAUCAUAUUUAUAUUAGCAAAAUCAAAUUUCUGUAAAUUAGGUAAAACUUUCGAUUAUUGUAAAAUGAUAAUUGAUAAUAAGGAGAGUAAUUUACAUCCAAAAUACCAAAAAGCUUAUUCCAAAAAAAAAAGCUUUCUUAUUAAAAAUAGUUACUCUUUACGUAAUGAUAAAUUAUUAACUAAAUUGGAUAGUUCUGACGAUUCUGUAAAUCACAAAAAUAUAAAAAAAAAUGUGUGCAUUUGCCCACUGCAUUGA